Messenger RNA from Priapulus caudatus, 1207 nucleotides. RefSeq names its product neprilysin-2-like. Gene Ontology annotation, biological process: protein processing. NCBI's taxonomy places the organism in Eukaryota, Metazoa, Priapulida, Priapulimorpha, Priapulimorphida, Priapulidae. The record is from RefSeq and is a predicted model, not a curated record. Gene Ontology annotation, molecular function: metalloendopeptidase activity. The transcript has 3 exons. The coding region runs from base 39 to 833 and encodes 264 amino acids. Gene Ontology annotation, cellular component: plasma membrane.
AAAGCAUAACCAAGAGAAUAGGAUACCCGGAUUAUUACAUGGACGACUCUAUAAUGAACGACAUUUACAGCGUGUUUGACGUCGCUGCCGAGAACACGUUCUUCGAGAACUUUGUGAGUCUCAACAAAUUUCGUCGUGAAGAGACGAAGCGCGAAUACACAGGCGGCGUCAAGCACGAACAGUGGAGCUACGACAUGACGCCUGCUAAUGCGUUCUUCGUGGACUACCUGAACACACUGCAGGUGACGCCCGGACUUAUAGAUCAUCCCGUAUACUCGCCGGACGUCCCGAAACACAUGUCCUACGGAGCGUUGGGCGGUUUCUUGGCACCUCUGCUGUUUCGUUCCAUCGAUUUCUACGGUUCACGGUACAACGAGGAGGUCGAGUACGAAUCGUGGUGGUCGGCAAACACCAAGUUAGCUUUCCUUAAUCGGACGAAGUGCAUUCAUCAGAUGUAUAACGUUAGCUACAAAAUCGGAGACGAAUGGUACGAAUUCAACGAAGGAGAUAGCGCCGCUAAGCGGGACGGCCCGGGUGAAAUCGGCGGAUUGAGAAUGGCAUAUCGCUCCUACAAGGAAUACGUGCCGGAUGAGGCGGAGAAGGAAAUUGUCGGGUUGAAUCUAACUCAUGACCAGGGGUUCUUUGUCGGCUACGCUCAGUCGCGCUGCCAGAAUCUGCCCGACGAAACGCUAAUAUCGUACCUAAAGAGCGGAACAGCUCCGAAUGAUCUCGUAGUCAAGGCAACGCUCAGACAGACGCCAGAAUUCGCGCAAGCGUUCAACUGUCAGCCCGACUCGCCGAUGGUCGCCGACGAAAUAUGUAAAGUCUUCUAAAUUCUGUGAUAUGACAUGGAUAGCACCGACUAAGCAUAUGUGUGAUUCUAUUUCUAUGUGUGAUAUAUAUGCUCAUAGAACGUCGUGUUAAUUUCAAGAUCCCUGCUAAAGUUAUGCUUAGCAAAUAGGAAAUUAUUUAAGAAAAUGUAAAAUUACAAUCGAAUCAAUACGUGCGUGCGGGAAAUAUUAAAUUGAUUAACUAUACAUAAUUAAAUUUUUCUGUUGUGAUUCCGCGAGUUUGAUUCAAUCAUGAAAUUACUACGAAUUAGUUGUUUAAUGUUUUUAGUUAUUGAGCAUUAGGUAUAAUCUCGCGUGCACGAUUUGAUAUAGCGGAAAUUGUGUGUGCGUGCGUGCGUGCGUGCGUGCGCACAGGC